This is a messenger RNA of Truncatella angustata, 1047 nucleotides long. RefSeq lists its product as uncharacterized. The coding region runs from base 238 to 558 and encodes 106 amino acids. NCBI's taxonomy places the organism in Eukaryota, Fungi, Ascomycota, Sordariomycetes, Amphisphaeriales, Sporocadaceae. The record is from RefSeq and is a predicted model, not a curated record. The transcript has a single exon.
UCGUUGCUGCGUAAAAUCCAAAGAAACAUAGGGUCUAUAUAUCCCAUGCGUAAACAAUGGUCUUCUGGGCCACAUACCCUACAGAUCUUCCAUGAGUAUAUUAAUGACCCGACUCUGUGUCAGGUCGUUAGUGACCAAAUUACCACUAUAUCAAAGAGACAUGUUCAGGAACCCCAUCCUUACUAAUUACAAAUUACUUGCACAUUUCGAUCCUUUGAGUUUCCUCUAUCUACUUCCAUGAAAUCUGUUUUGCUAACUCUUGCUCUGAUGUGCUCAGCUUCAGACUCAGCUAUCACCAUACCACCACUUGAGAGCAUGUUGAGUCCAACUGUUUUUGGUCACCCUUUACGACACCAAGCAGGUCUGCAGCACUGGCGAUAUCGACAACUACUACGUCUUCAAGGGUUGUUAGCUCCCGGCCCAGAACAAACGCCAGAAUGUAAGCGCCGCUUCCGCCGAGCCUGCCCUGUCACCAAAAGGCAUCUCAUGCACGUAUUUCACGAACGGCGGUCGAACCAGACAGGCCUGCGGUGGCGUCCGGCCGCAGAUGGUGGCUAAGUCGUUCAAGGGCAUCAAUUCGGCGUGCACGGUAUGGAUGGGCAGGAACUGUGAUCGGUCCAAGUACUAGUGGGUCGGUCCUAUUAGGGGAUGGUGAAAGGUGCUACGAAAAUUUGAAAAUAGGAAGUCUCAUUUGUAAUGUGUUGUAAGUUGAUGGGUUGGGAGUUGGGAGCGAUCUUGGAGAAGGUGGGCCUUCAUGUGAUGCUAGCAGAAGGGAAUACGUAGACAGGAGAUCGUGUUCGAAUAAUGCUCAGAAAACCGGGCAGUGGCAUUGGCACAAGGGAGCUUGCAAAAUGUAAUCAGCCAGGACGAACUAUUUUAUGGCUCAAGGCAACUAAUGACACCAGAAUCUUUUUGCUUAACUUGUGAAUACUUUCAUGGGUUUCCAUGUUAGUAUUACCACCACAGGAUUGCGGACGUGAGUUUGACGGCACAGACUAUUCUGCUUUGACUGCCAUGACCACGACUUAAACCCACACGUAGUUACAG